Messenger RNA from Trichoplusia ni (cabbage looper), 647 nucleotides. RefSeq names its product lysophosphatidylcholine acyltransferase-like. The record is from RefSeq and is a predicted model, not a curated record. Lineage: Eukaryota; Metazoa; Arthropoda; Insecta; Lepidoptera; Noctuidae. The transcript has 2 exons. Bases 20 to 286 code for a protein of 88 amino acids.
UGUUUUUACUUUCGUGAAAAUGAAUGGCAAACUGCAUAGUGAAACCGGCGCUUUCUCAUCUGACGACAUGCGCGCCGAAAUAUUGAACCCUUUCGUUCACAAAUUGGAGCUAGAUAACACAUAUGAUAAAAUAAAGACGGCGAUAUUCACUGUAAUAUUGCUGCCUUUCCGAGUCAUUGUGAUAUGCUACCUCAUAGUGACGGCGUGGUUUCUUGCGUGUAUCGGCCUCUAUGGCCUCAGCGAGGAAGACCUCAGGAGACAGCCAAUGACAGGUUGGAGAAGGUAACAUCCUCAGUUCAUAAACAAAAUGCCAAUUAUGAAGUCUUGAAAUGCCAAAUAUGAGGGUUUAGACUUUAUGUAGCAAGAUUAUCAAUUUUAACCCAAAUCUCUAGUCAACUAAUAGUUUUACCAAGCAUGUCACGGAUCGUAGCAAGUCUACUGUUUAACUUUCUUUUAAAGUUGGUAGGUAACAUGAAUUAGCGCGUUUUAGAAGGUACCUUAAAGGUAGCUAAUUUAGGCCUACGGCUGAUCAAUGUCAAAACGAUGUGAGCUGUCAAAUGGUAAUUACAACAAACCGAAUGGGAGUCUCGUGUAGGGUAUAGUUUUUAUUUAAUCCUUGACACUGGUUGAUUUCUAUCCAGAACAGG